Messenger RNA from Chionomys nivalis (European snow vole), 1076 nucleotides. RefSeq names its product centromere protein V (gene Cenpv). Gene Ontology annotation, cellular component: nucleus; kinetochore; spindle midzone. Gene Ontology annotation, biological process: regulation of chromosome organization; pericentric heterochromatin formation; positive regulation of cytokinesis. Bases 79 to 831 code for a protein of 250 amino acids. NCBI's taxonomy places the organism in Eukaryota, Metazoa, Chordata, Mammalia, Rodentia, Cricetidae. Gene Ontology annotation, molecular function: carbon-sulfur lyase activity. The record is from RefSeq and is a predicted model, not a curated record. The transcript is spliced from 5 exons.
GUUGUCAGAGGCGGGGACGUGCAUCAGCCGGCGGGGACGCGCAGAGCUGAGAGGCCUGUGCGCCCGGUUGAGGGAGACAUGCGGCGGACGCGGAGCGCCGUGGCCACCGAGCCGCGGGAGCGGCGGCGCUCGGGUGCCUCCGGGGGCCUGGCGGGCGGCGAGAGCCGCGCCCGGCGCUCGGAGAGCAAGACUAGGGCCGGGGGCGGGGGCGGGGCGGCCGGUCCACAGCCGUCGGCAAAGCCGCGGCCCAAGCCGCCGCCGCGGGCCCAGGAGGCGGCCGCCGAGGAGCCGCCGCCGGCGGACACCCCCGCCGCCUCGGUGUCUGCGCUCGACCUGGGGGAGCAGCGGGAGCGCUGGGAGACGUUCCAGAAGCGGCAACGGCUCAGCUUUGAGGGCGCCGCCAAGCUGCUGCUGGACACCUUUGAGUACCAGGGCCUGGUGAAACACACAGGAGGCUGCCACUGUGGGGCCGUUCGUUUUGAAGUUUGGGCUUCGGCGGACUUACACAUCUUCGACUGCAACUGCAGCAUCUGCAAGAAGAAGCAGAACAGACACUUCAUCGUUCCGGCUUCUCGCUUCAAGCUCCUGAAGGGCACUGAGAGCAUAACCACCUACACGUUCAACACGCACAAAGCCCAGCACACCUUCUGUAAGAGAUGUGGUGUCCAGAGCUUCUACACUCCCCGCUCCAACCCUGGAGGCUUUGGAAUUGCCCCCCACUGCCUUGACGAGGGCACUGUUCGGAGUGUGGUCACUGAGGAGUUCAAUGGCAGUGACUGGGAGAGAGCCAUGAAGGAGCACAAGACCAUCAAGAACAUGUCGAAAGAGUGAGCUUAGGCUUCCUCCUUCCCGAGACAGAGAGCAGGGCAGCAGCCCUGUGGGUUGCGUGGGUAUGCAUCGCUGUGCAGAUCUGGGCCGCUAUCUCCACUCCCAGUGCCCUGUGGUUCACUCCAGCCACCAUUUCUUUAGGCAGCUCUGCCCUUAGCCCAGAUGUCAUGGAAGACAGUUGACCUUCUCCCUUCCCACUAACUUUUAUGUGAUCUUUUAGAAAAUAAACAUUUCUGACAUUAACGCUA